Linum tenue is the source of this 390-nucleotide messenger RNA. Lineage: Eukaryota; Viridiplantae; Streptophyta; Magnoliopsida; Malpighiales; Linaceae. The record is from the annotation of a GenBank genome assembly.
GAGUGGCACCUGCCGGAUCGAUGCCUCCGUCAGUUUGGUCGGGAGCAGUGCAUUCCUUUGGAGGUCCCCGAGAGUCGAAGGGCGUUUCACCACAGAAAUGGUCGGCAAGGUACUCACGAUUGGCCCACGAAGUUGGCGACAAUGAUCACGAUAUGGGAGAACCGACAAUUUCAGGAGAUUGUCACUCCAACAAAUGUGGGUCGAAUGGGGUAUCAUGACCCAUACAUGGAUAGAUAUCGGCAAACAUCGGUUCGGUACGUGACUCCGGAGGGUGCUGCCGAUGGUGCAUUGGCUGAUGGGAUCGAGCGGAUCAAAGAUUUGACCCAUGGGAAAAAUGAAAUGGGCAGUGAAGAUGUGAGCUUCAUCAAGAGGAUGAUAAAUAGUCGGGUU